AACUUGGCCGGUGCGGCGAUCACAUCACCCUGCUCUCGCGCUCCCAUACAGACGCGGUCCACACGCUGCCUCUCUCACACUCUCACACACGCGCGUGUGCCCGUCGCCCUGCUCGUCCUCCGGCGCCGCACUCAACACGGAUGUAUACACACUAGCCUGCCACAUCUCCUCACGCCAAAGCAUCUACAUCUACGGGAAAGUGAACCUUCGUGAUAUAAUUGGUUUCUGAACACGGCGCUAAGCGAUUGUGCUCAAAUUCCUAGGAAAAUCAUGUGCCUUACAACAUCAUACAAAUAACAGGAAAAAUGUGUAGUAAUGACUUAAAUUUCUAAGUGAUUUUUGUGUAUCUGAAAAAAAUAUUAUAACCCCCUGGAAAAAAAACUUAAUACUUUUUUGACAUAAAAGAUUUAAUUAAGUGUUAACUGAUAUAGUUUGGUUUCGUGAGUGAUUAAAACGGUAGUGGAAUAUAUAUAUAUAUAUAUGUCUAUGUGUGUCCCUGCCGCGUGUGUGUACUGGCAGCCCUGAGUGGCACUAUGCUGAGAUAGAGGCGGUUGGGCACUGUGUAUGGACAAGUUGUGUCACCAUGAUGCUGUGGUGCCACCCUCGCCCCCUCCUGGGGGCGCCUUCUGCCUCCACCCCCCUGGCUCUAGUGGCGGUAGUUGUAGCCGCUCUUACACAGAUGGUGGCGUGCUCGGGACGGUUCGAGCUGGAGGUGGUGGAGGUUCAGAACCCCCGCUCGGAGGUGCGCUCCGGGAGGUGCUGCGGGGGGAUGCCUCGGCCCACGGGGGGCGGGCCGUGCCCCUCCCAGUGCCGCACCGUAGUGGCACUGUGCCUGAAGGAGUAUCAGAGCGUGGCCCAGGACGGAGGAGAGGUGAGCGGAGGGGCGAGAGGCGGGUGCACCUACGGUGAGGACACCUCUCCAGUGCUAGGUCCCUCCUCCUUCACCUUGGCGCAGUCGCCACCUGCAGCGCACAUCCACCUCCCCUUCACCUUCUCCUGGACGAGAUCCUUCACACUAAUCCUGGAGGUGCUGGACCUGACUGACGACACGUCCCCCAGUAAAGAGAGGAGGGAGACGAUAGAUGCCCUGACCUACAGUGGCAUCCUGGUCCCUGGCACGGACUGGCACACCCUGACGGACCAGGGCUCCGUGGCCCGCGUCACCUACCGUGUCAGGGUCCUCUGCGACCAGAACUAUUACAACACCACCUGCACCAAGUUCUGCAGGCCGCGGGACGACAAGUUCGGCCACCUCACCUGCGACGUCUCUGGCGACAAGGUCUGUCGCCCCGGCUGGAUGGGACCCAACUGUGAGAUUGCCAUCUGCAAGCAAGGAUGCCACCCGGAGCACGGGACCUGCAAGAUUCCGGGGGAGUGCGAGUGCCGCCUGGGCUGGACGGGAGAGCAGUGUGACGAGUGCCGACCAUACCCAGGAUGUAAACACGGCCACUGUGAUGGUUCUCCGUGGUCGUGCGUCUGUGAACUCAACUGGGGAGGGAUCCUCUGUGACCAAGACCUUAACUACUGCGGACGGUAUCCCUGCGUGAAUGGUGGUACCUGUGAGAAUACAGCACCGGACCAGUACCGUUGUACCUGCCCUGAGGGUUUCUCUGGGGAAAAUUGUGAGGUGGUGGAGGACCCGUGUGCGCCGGGGCCGUGUCAACACGGAGGCACGUGCAUGGAGGUCAACGGAGGCUUCCAGUGUACGUGUCCACCUGGCUGGUCCGGCCAUACAUGCAAGGAAGACGUGGAUGAGUGCGAGUCUUGCCCCUGUGAACACGGAGGUGGCUGCGUCGACCAGGUCAACGGCUUCACGUGCAACUGUACCGUGGGCUGGGAGGGGAACAGCUGUCAGUUCGACUCAGACGAGUGCCAGGGCCGACCUUGCAUCAACGCCGUAUCUUGUGUCAACUUGGAGGGUGAUUACAAGUGCCAGUGCCGGAAUGGGUGGGAGGGCAAGAACUGCGAUAUCAACCUUAACGACUGCCAGGGACAGUGCCUCAAUGGGGCUACCUGCAUCGACCUGGUGGAUGACUACCACUGUGCCUGCUCCCUCGGGUUUACAGGUCGUAACUGCGAGACGAACAUAGACGAGUGUGGGAGCGGUCCCUGUGGCAACGGUGGCGAGUGUGUGGACCUUGUGGCCGACUACCGCUGUAUCUGUCCUGUCGGCUACUCUGGACUACAGUGUGAGAUUGACAUCGAUCUGUGCAACCCCAACCCCUGUGACAACGGCGCUCCCUGCAUCAACACCCAGGCCGACUACUACUGCCACUGUCCCGAGGGAUGGGGAGGCAAGAAUUGUUCCAUGCCUCGCCCUGCCUGCACACAGCCCCCUUGCCAAGUGGUGGACAGCUGCACGGUGCCAGAGGCCCAGGAGUCCGGGUCGGUGUUGCUGGUCCCUUCCAACAUCUGUGGGAGAAGCGGCCGCUGUGUCAGCCACGCCGAGGCCGCCUUCUCCUGCGUCUGUGACCCCGGCUUCACAGGACAGUACUGCCAUAUUAAUGUUAAUGACUGCGAGUCGUCGCCGUGCAUGAACGGGGGCACGUGUGUCGACCUGGUGAACGGCUUCCAGUGUGUGUGUGACCCGGGCUGGAAGGGUCCCCUCUGUAACCUAGAUGUGGACGAGUGUGCCGACCAGCCUUGCCGCAACAACGCUACCUGUGUUGAUGGCGUCAGCGAUUUCACCUGUGCCUGCCAGAAUGGAUGGAAGGGCCGCACGUGUUCCUCUACCACGUCCCACUGCGACCCCAGCACGUGUCAGCACGGCGGCACGUGCGUCGACCUCGGGAACGCCUUUGUGUGCCGCUGCCCCGAUGAGUGGAAGGGAAGCACCUGCCAGAUCCGUGAGCGUCGGGCGUGCGACUCCUCGCCGUGCCAGAACGGUGCGACGUGCGUCAACACGGGCGACGGGUUCACCUGCCUGUGUCCAGACGGGUGGGACGGCGCCGCCUGCCACAAUAACAUUAAUGACUGUACUCCACAUCCCUGCUACAAUGGCGGCCGCUGCGUCGACGGAGUCAACUGGCGAGUGUGUGAGUGCACGCCAGGCUUCACCGGCCCAGACUGCAGAGUCAAUAUCAACGAGUGCGCUUCCUCCCCAUGCGCCUUCGGCAGCACCUGUGUGGACGGCAUCGCUGACUACCGGUGUGUGUGCCCCCCUGGACGCACAGGUCAUCGCUGUGAGCACGUGGAAGGUAACAACAGUGUCGAGCAGCCGUCACAAGCAUGCCUGUGGGGCGGUGACCUCCGGCCCCACGGUGCCGUCUGGAGGCAUCAGUGCAACUCAUGCCACUGCAGCCAUGGCACUGCCUCCUGCUCCGACGUCUGGUGUGGUCCCGAGAACUGCCUCCGGUCCCGUGGCCCCAACCACUACCCCUGCGAGCCCUACCAGGUGUGCGUGCCAGGGCCACUGCAGUGGUGCCUGGCCCCGCCGUGCGAGCCCUGGGGUGAGUGCCGCAUGCUGAGCGAUGAGGGCCAGCAGGUGGCACCCCGCGUGAACCCCGGCCCUCGAGCCUGCACGCCCAACCAUGCCACCCUCAACAACGCCUGCGCCAGACUCACUCUCGUGCUCAACCGCACCAGGCUGCCCGCUGGUGCCCGCGUCCAGACUGUUUGUCAGGGUCUGCGGGCGGCUUGGGCUGACCGCCACGCCCACACCGCCACCCCCGCGCCCAUCAUUCUCUGCGCCCUCGUUACUACCAGCAACGAUACCAUUGAAGUUACUCUGUCGUACGCGGAGGACGGCCCCAAGGGAGACGUGACGGUGGCGGCCAAGACCCUCGGGGAGCUGGUCAGCAGGAAACUCACCCCCGUCACUGCCCUCGGCGCCGCCAUUGAGGUCAAGGUCGAAACUACAGUGGUCAGCGGCGAGCCUGGUGUGGCAAGCGGGGUGCUGGCAGCCGUGACGGUGGUGCUGGUGGUGGUGGUGGUGCUGGCGGUGGCCGGCCUCGGGUACUGGCAGUGUCGGCGGCGCCACCUGCAGGCCCACCACCGCACCGCCUUCCCCUCCCACUCCUCCAGACACAAGCUGGCCGAGGACGCUCACGCCGAGAAGUCCAACAACGAGAACGAGGAGAAGUUGUGGCGCUACCACAACCCUCUCAAGACCGCCACCCUCAGCGGGGGGUCAGUGGAUGACGCAGAACCCUCCUGCUCCAGGAUGAACCCCCAGGGCCUCGGGGACCCCAGGGUGGCUCCCCUGGGGUCCACCGUCGGGUUAAUUCACGUGCCCAAGGCCGCCCUGGCCACGCCCGACACGGACAUAAGUGACUGCGAGUCCCCGACACACGGCCUGCCGGUGGCAAUCCGGAAGGUGCAGAAUGCUGACGUGGAGCGGAACAUGACCCCGCACGACCCCGCCUGCAAGAGCCUCCAGAAGGAAAUAAACCUGAAGGCCAUCUCCCCGAGAGCCAACGACCACGACCUCGUCACCAGCGAGAUGGUCGUAUAGCGCCUCAUCUCUCGCCUUCCUGCAGCUGGUGUAGACUUCAAGCCCGGCACUGAGUGUGUCACUGCCGGGCCGUGGCAGUUAUGAUUGAAUCGUAACUGUGCCAUAGUCGGGCCACGACAGUGUCAGCAGGGUCAUGACAGUGCCGAAUGCCGUGUUGACAGGCAGGUUCCAUUGUUACCGCGGUGACAACCUUCCUCAACGACCCGUCCACAGGUGACCUGCUCACGACGCACCUUCCUGGCAAAGCCCACUGAUGCAUUGACGACUCGGCUCCACGACGUCAUAUGUAGCCAAAUGAUGCGACACUCAAUUGAUGUCAUGCACAGCCCAGUGACAAAAUGAUGUCGCCAUGCGCAAUGUUGCCUUACCCAUUUGUCCAGUGCAUUACAGAGUGCCAUUAAAUUAAAAACAUGACAGUGAACACUUAAAACUAUUUUUUUAAAUUAAUGUUUUGACGUGGCCUUUCUGGGGCCUAUGGCCUUGGCCUUAAUUGAUGGUCCGUGAGCUCCAUAGAGGCUGUGAAAUGUAGUUCCCAUGACGUCCGCUACUGAAAGUGGUGGCGCUGCUCGUGGCGCUUUUUACCCGAUGAAUAAAAACAUAUUCACCCAAAAUGCCUUAGUGACUCAUUGGUGAAUUACUGGCAAAUAUAUAUACAUACAGUGUGUAUAUUUUUACACGUUUUCUAGCAGCGAUCGCUACGUGGUGUCCCCCCCCCCCCUCCCCCGACUCUCCAUAUCCCCCUGGCGCCUUUUCCACAGCCUAAAAGAGCGCUUGUGUAUAGAAAAAAUAUAAAAAAACUGAUUCUGGUGUUUAUAAUGUAUAGAUUUAGGUCAUAUAUGAUGCAGCGCAGCGGAAGGCCAUGAUCUCUAUUUUACGUUUUGUACUGAUUUCUAACUUGGUUUCAAUAUGAAUGUUUUGUAUGUGAAAACUCCAUUUUUGGUCCUCUCUGCCGAGGACAGCAUCACGUCACUUCGUUAUGAUGUCACGAGACUUGCUGACGAAUCGAUGUGCCAAGUCAUCAUUUGAAUGUGACGUGGUUGCCACGUCAUCUCCAACUGUGACGUAUCAGUGGUUUAUUCAAAGGUAGUAAAUACUUUUUGUUUCAAAACGUAAUUGCAUCUGCUGAGCUUGUAUUCUUAAGCUUGUAUGCAACACUUGGACUGGUCUGUAGGGCGACGGUCUCGCUUCUGGCAGGGUCGGCGUUCAACCCCAAUAUGUCCCAAGUGGUUGGGCACUGUUCCUUUCCUCCGUCUUCUCCCAGGCCUUUGUCCUCAUAUCCCUUUCUAAGGCUGUAUAGUGAUGUCUCCUGAUCCCUUACCCCCCUAAACUGUACUACACUUAGCCUGCUGCGCUGCUGUACAUGACCAAGCCGUCACUUAUACAAUACCUGAUAUUGAUGUAGAGAGCUGUGAUAUUUUUGUACAUUUGUAUUCAGUGUUGUGCAAUUGUGCAAUGUAUAUAUGUAAGUAUUUAUUGAUGUUUCCUUCUCAAUGCCGCAUUUUGUAAUGGUUCUGCACCUGUCUGCCAGUGCUCAGUGCCGACCUGUCUGCCAGUGCUCAGUGCCGACCUGUCUGCCAGUGCUCAGUGCCGACCUGUCUGCCAGUGCUCAGUGCCGACCUGUCUGCCAGUGCUCAGUGCCGACUUGUCUGCCAGUGCUCAGUGCCGACCUGUCUGCCAGUGCUCAGUGCCGACCUGUCUGCCAGUGCUCAGUGCCGGACACAAAUCCUGUCCCCGGGAGAGACAAAAAUGCGGGAAAGUACGAGAAAAUGUCGGAGGUGGCAAUAAGUGACUUACAUUUAUUAGUGAUCAGUUAAGGCGAUGGCCGAGGUGAGUGGCACGAGGACAAAAUCCGGUGAUGUGACGAUAAAACCCGGUGAUGUGACGAUAAAACCCGGUGAUGUGACGAUAAAACCCGGUGAUGUGAGGUCACAAAAACACGCCCAAGGUGAAAAAAGUAAUCUUGUUUUUAACAGAAAAUAUCCGUUAGUGAAGUGAAACUACUUUCAUUGAAACGGGAGAACUCUACCAACGGCGGAACAGCCAUCACUGAACACCGACCACUGGCAGGCCAUCAUUCAUAGGCUGUGAUAUUUCGGAAAUACCAUUACUAGGGGAGUCAAUCCCCCCCCCCCCUCCCCCCCCUCCUUUCCUCAUGUCUAUCUUUGCCAUAUUACUGAUAAAUGAUAUCCGUACAAAGUAAAUUUUACAGAUCAACUUUUGGAUAUAGAUAAUGUAUAUUUUUUCCUCUGGUAUUUUCAAGCAAGAUAAAGCACGCCUUGUUGGAAACAUCUUGAAAAGACAAUAAAAUUUUAUUGGAUAUUG
This is a messenger RNA of Procambarus clarkii (red swamp crayfish), 6775 nucleotides long. It is a transcript of the gene Ser, whose product is annotated as protein serrate. Gene Ontology annotation, cellular component: membrane. Gene Ontology annotation, biological process: multicellular organism development; cell communication; Notch signaling pathway. NCBI's taxonomy places the organism in Eukaryota, Metazoa, Arthropoda, Malacostraca, Decapoda, Cambaridae. The record is from RefSeq and is a predicted model, not a curated record. Gene Ontology annotation, molecular function: Notch binding; calcium ion binding.